Molecule: messenger RNA, 1511 nt
Organism: Trichoderma harzianum CBS 226.95
Lineage: Eukaryota; Fungi; Ascomycota; Sordariomycetes; Hypocreales; Hypocreaceae
Exons: 1
Coding region: 372-1181 (269 amino acids)
Biological process (GO): riboflavin biosynthetic process
Molecular function (GO): 5-amino-6-(5-phosphoribosylamino)uracil reductase activity
Source: RefSeq, a predicted model, not a curated record
GUCACCAGAGACUUCUAUUGUGCCAAAUUUCUGCAAAUAUGCCUGAUUCUCAUGACCAAAGAAGCUUUUCGCGUGCUCAAACAUACUCAAGAUCUUUUCGGGUCUGUUGUUCUGCUUGUUCACAGCCCGUUCUUGUAGCCGAGCUGCAAGAUUGUGCGAGACAGUGGGAACGACGUGUGAGAUUUUAGGCCCCACUGUACUCCGUAUGCAUACACCAAAACUUGCACCUUCAGGUAGCUCAACACAUUUCCAUCCAUGCAACUAUCUCUCACUAUUUGCGCCUGCUUCUCUUUCCCCCCUUCUUUCCUCUUUCAUUUCCACGAUAAUUUUGCUCAGCGUCCAUCUUCAUUUUCUUCCGCACGAAUAUCACAAUGGCUGAGAAACUCACAUUUCCCGCCGAAUCGGCAGCCCUUCUCGAGCCUCGCCUACCCCCAACGCCCAAUUCUGAGGAUGCCUCGAGAUCACGUCCCUUUGUCACACUGACCUUUGCAACUUCUCUUGAUUCCAGCCUGUCACUCGCGCCUGGGGUCCGCACUCGUCUUUCUGGCCCAGGCUCAAAGGCCAUGACCCACUACCUACGGACCCGGCACGCAGCCAUUCUUGUUGGUGUGUCUACGGUGUUGGCAGACGAUCCGGCUCUCAACUGCCGGAUUGCAGGAGCUUCUCACCAGCCGCGGCCCAUAGUCAUUGAUGCCAACCUUCGAUGGACGCCACGCCGCUCUGACAAGGUCUUUGAAGUGUGUCGGAGCGGUGCCGGGCUUGCUCCCUUUGUCCUCACUGGCAUAGACGCCUCACAACUGCCUCCCGAGAGUGUUGAACUGCUUCAUGAGCAUGGAGGCAAAUACAUUCAUGUGCGCACUACCCGCUUUGAAGCAACUGGCCGGCUACGGUUCAGCUGGGACGACAUUCUCGCCGCUCUGCAAGCGGAAGAUUUGGCCAGCGUCAUGGUCGAGGGCGGCGGCCAAAUUAUCAAUUCGCUCCUCGACCCUGCCUACCACAACCUGAUCGACUCGGUCAUUGUAACGAUUGCCCCGACGUGGCUGGGACAAGGCGGCGUGGUUGUGUCUCCAGACCGGGUCACCGACUCAGCGGGAGUUCCUUUCCCGGUUGCGAGGCUCUCGCAUGUAUCAUGGCACCCAUUCGGCGAAGACGUUGUGCUGUGCGGCACGCUCCGGAAAUAGACAAGAACGGCUCAAUCACUUAUUAUUUUUAUAUACAAAGUCUGUUGAUCGGUACGCCAUUCCAAGGCUGGUUGCCCACGGAGAAGAUUGCAUUUCGGUUGCAUGUUGUUUCACACAAACUGCUGUUUGGUGCAAACUCGAUCACCGGAUCGUGACAUCUGAUCAAAGAAGGAAUGUAUUUAAGACGUAACACAAACUUCCGAGCUCGGCUCUCUCCGGGCCAGCUUCCCCCGGCUCCGUACUCGGACCCGGCCGUCACAGAGAGAGAAAAAACGAGUACCUAGCUUGUGCGCCAACAGCAGAUUGUGACGUUGGGCUUGCUUACGUGGG